This is a messenger RNA of Magnolia sinica, 2004 nucleotides long. RefSeq names its product polyphenol oxidase A1, chloroplastic-like. Gene Ontology annotation, molecular function: catechol oxidase activity. The record is from RefSeq and is a predicted model, not a curated record. The transcript has 2 exons. NCBI's taxonomy places the organism in Eukaryota, Viridiplantae, Streptophyta, Magnoliopsida, Magnoliales, Magnoliaceae. Bases 33 to 1814 code for a protein of 593 amino acids.
GACCCCCUGAACCAUAACCCUAAUCCAGAGCCAUGUCCAUAGCCUCGAUGAUGAUGUCUUCUUUGCAUGUCACUGCCUCCUCUGCACCCUCUCUCCACCCCAAAACUUUCUACUCUUCCCGAAAUGCUUCACGCCGGCCCACUACUUGCAUUAGGAGUAGUGGUGAUAAGAGCGGUGAGGAAUUCCCACUGAUCAAGCUGGACAGGCGGAACAUGCUCAUCGGCAUAGGUGGGGGUCUGUACGGAACGACGCUAGGCCUCGGUCAUGAUCAAAAGGCCGCCGCAGAUCCAGUGGGCCCUCCGGACCUAUCCAGUUGCCACGCAGCAAGAGACCUGGACACCACCAACACGACGGAUUAUGCAUGCUGCCCACCUUACACUUUCCCUCUACCGAACCCAGAAAGCAUUCCUUCCUACAAGAUCCCCAAAAAUCCGAUCCUCCGCAAAAGGAAGGCGAUCCAGAUGAUGACCCCGGAUGAGCUAUACAAGUUCGAGUCAGCUAUUGCUGAGAUGAAGAAGCUGGACAAGACCGACCCAAAUAACCCAUGGAGCUUCACGCAGCAGGCACAAAUACACUGCGCCUACUGCAACAACGCGUACUACCAGUAUAAGACCGACAAAGUGCCGUUGGAAAUCCACUUCAGCUCUCUCUUCUUGCCAUGGCACCGAUGGUAUAUCUACUUCUUCGAGAGAAUCCUAGGGAAACUGAUUGGCGAUGACAGCGUUGCGCUUCCCUACUGGAACUAUGAUAACCCGGAUGGGAUGGCGUUCCCGAAAGCCUAUGACAAUCCCAACUCGCCUCUCUAUGACGAUUUACGCAACAAGGGCCAUGCAUAUGCAAGGAACUAUGUGGAUCUGAAUUACGGUGGUGAGCCCUAUACGCCACCCCCUCAAAAGCAGCUGAUCGACGAGAACCUGUGUUAUUUGCAGACGAUCUUCAACCAGGGCGAGGUUGAUCCAUUGCAAUUCAUUGGAUGCCCCAUUGCAGCAGGUGUCCAAUGGGGAUAUCAAUAUGCUGGUCUCCUGGAGAGCUUACACAACUCUGUCCAUCAGUGGACAGGGCCGAUCGCCUCGCCCAAUUUCGACAUGGGUAACUUCAUCAGUGCAGCACGGGACCCUAUCUUCUACGCGCACCACUCCAAUGUGGAUCGCCUGUGGGAUAUCUUCAGGAACUGCUUCUUGAAAACUGAGUUAGAAACGACAAGCACUGACUGGCUGGACGCCUCCUUCGUCUUCUAUGACGAGAACAAAGAGUUGGUGAAAGUUAAUGUAAAGGACUCACUUCGAAUUGACAACCUCGGAUACUCAUACACGAGUAUGCCACUUGUAUGGAAGGACUUCUCCAAGGCCUGCAAGAUCCGACCUAAGAUCACAUGUACGGCCACAGCAGUAGAAUUCGGGUCCGUGCCUAAGGCCCUUGUGAGUGACCCCAUCCGUGUCUUGGUCAAACGGCCCAACUCAUCUCGUAGUAAGUCUGAAAUACAGAACACGCUCGAGGUCGUCAUGGUCGAUGGCAUUGAGGUGGAACACACAAGCUCAACCCGGUUCGAUGUCUUCAUCAACACGCCUUCUGAUAAUUCCACGCACCUUGGAGACUUCGUCGGGAGCUUUACAACUGUGGCUCAUGGGCACAAACAUGGGGAGACGUCUGACGGGAAUGAGAAGAAGCUGGGUCUGAAGCUCGGGAUAACGAGCAUGGUCUCAAAGCUAAAUGCUGAGGACGCUGAGAGCCUCGUUGUGUCGUUGGUGCCACGAAUGGGACCUGUUGUCGUUGGUGGGGUACGCAUCGAGCAGAUUGAGAAGAAGACAGCGUGAUUUCUGAGACGUUUGUAUUGAGCUUUAAUAAAGGGUUAGUCUACUCACGCUAGUGCUUGCUUGUGUGUGAUUGGGCAUUGCUAGCCUUGUCGUGUUAUGUUACUAACUUCCCAUGGAUGAUAUGUUCUUGCCAUUAUAGGCUUAGCGUCAAUCAUGAUUUUAAGUUAUGAGUUUAGUAUCAUUUGUAUGA